Molecule: messenger RNA, 1323 nt
Organism: Striga hermonthica
Lineage: Eukaryota; Viridiplantae; Streptophyta; Magnoliopsida; Lamiales; Orobanchaceae
Source: the annotation of a GenBank genome assembly
AUGUACAAGCAGUCCCCCAGCAGGAACCAGAGGUCCAAACGGCUGAAGCUCAAGUAUGUCCUCCAAAUCUGCUUGUUGCUAGCCGUUUGCUUCUGGCUGAUAUACCAAGUCAAACACUCUCACGACAAGAAACGAGAAUUCGAGGAACUCGACUCGAAAUCCUCCCUACAAACAAAAUCUAACAAUGGUGAGAUAAUAAAACUCGGGAGGAAAGACAUUGUCAGCUCACGAGAGGAUGAGGGUAUCAUUGAAGAGGAUGAGGAAAACAAGCCUGAAGAUGAUGAGCCUGAAAGAAUAAACAGUCACGAGCAAGAUAAUCUGGACGAUCGCGAACAAGAAAAUCCGGAUGACACCGAAGUUGAUAAGGAAGAGGAUUCUGUAGAUGAAGAAAUCGAAUCCCGAGAAGUGGAAACGGAAGGGGAUGGUGUUGUGGGUGAAAAUGAAAGUGAGUCGGAUGACAAAAGCACGCACGAGGCUCGUGAGGAGCAGUACAAGGCUGACGAUGCUUCUAGUGCCGUGACUCACGAUGCCCAUGGAAGUACUGAAAACUCGAAUGAGCAUGUGGAGAAUGUUCUUGAAGAGAAGAGCAUGGGGAAUGGGAAUAAAACAGAAGAAACUAACGAAGAGGAGAAAAAUCGGGAUGAUUUGGACGCGGGAGGUGGCGAAACCGGUGCAUUUGACCAAAAGUCAACCAUCACGACCAAUGAGGCGAAUGUUGAUGUGUUGAAUGAGUCUGAAAACCAUGCGCCUCCGAAUGACACUGUAGUCGAAGGGUUUAGUCGUGAUUCGACAGGAAAUGACCCGGCUUUAGAGGGAAGCAAUAGUUAUUCUAUCUCAAAUGACAGUUCUAACAGGAUGGAAUCUAUUUCAGCGGGUCCCAGUGAAAGUAAAGAUGCCGAACCACAGUCUAAUGAUGGAAUCUUGACUAAUUCGACUGGUUCUGGCGAAACUAAAGAUGGGGAAUCACAGUCUGAGGAUUUCUCGAAUUCAGAUAAUAAUAACGAUAAUACGGAGGCUUUACUGUCGGGACAAAAUGCUACAUUAGAGGCCUCUGUGGGUUCAGAGAAUAGAACUGAGAAUAGCAAUAGUGUUGAGCCCGAGAAAGAGGAUACGAGUGAUGGUACAUACGAAAACCCGGAAAACUCGGAAUCCACAGGCAAUGAUAAUCCCAAUGAAGAAAUUCAGCAAGAUGGCAUUGACUUGUCGGAAUCUGAUGAUAUGUCGGGUUCUGUUGAGGAGAAGGAAGUCCGAACGGAUUUAGAGACUCUUCCAGAGAUUCAAACCGAAGGGACUAACAAUGAUGACGAUGUUGCUGCCGAAUAG